This is a messenger RNA of Octodon degus (degu), 1957 nucleotides long. It is a transcript of the gene Rasl12, whose product is annotated as RAS like family 12. The coding region runs from base 206 to 1006 and encodes 266 amino acids. Lineage: Eukaryota; Metazoa; Chordata; Mammalia; Rodentia; Octodontidae. Gene Ontology annotation, molecular function: GTPase activity; GTP binding. The record is from RefSeq and is a predicted model, not a curated record. The transcript is spliced from 5 exons.
AACCCCCUACCCGCGCCAGGGAGGGACGAUCCCUUAAAAGGAGUUCGCGGCUCGGCCCCGCCCGCCGCCCCUCCCCCACCCGCGGCGGGACGCGAGCGCUGGGCUCGGACCGCUCGGCGCCGGGUGGACACCGACGGGCUCGGGGACGCCGGCAGGCGCGCGGCUGGGGUACUCGGUCCACUCCGGGGCGCCCUCUGCGGUCGCCAUGGCCUCGGUGUUCGGAAAGCCCCGCGCUGGCAGCGGGCCCCCAAGUGCACCCCUCGAGGUCAACCUGGCCGUCCUGGGGCGCCGCGGGGCCGGCAAGUCCGCUCUGACUGUGAAGUUCCUGACCAAGAGGUUUAUCAGCGAAUAUGAUCCCAACUUGGAGGACACCUACAGCUCGGAGGAGACUGUGGACCACCAGCCUGUCCACCUGAGGGUCAUGGACACUGCAGACCUGGACACCCCCAGGAACUGUGAACGCUACCUGAACUGGGCCCACGCCUUCCUGGUGGUGUACAGCGUGGACAGCCGCCAGAGCUUCGAGGGCAGCAGCAGCUACCUGGAGCUACUCGCCCUGCAUGCCAAGGAGACGCAGCGUGGCUACCCAGCCCUGCUGCUGGGCAACAAGCUGGACAUGGCCCAGUACAGGCAGGUGACCAAGGCCGAGGGCGCAGCUCUGGCGGGCCGGUUCGGGUGCCUGUUCUUCGAGGUCUCCGCCUGCCUGGACUUUGCGCAUGUGCAGCAUGUGUUCCACGAGGCCGUGCGAGAGGCUCGGCGGGAGCUGGAGAGGAGCCCCCUGGCCCGGCCCCUCUUCAUCUCGGAAGACAGGGCCCCGGGCCACCCUGUGCCACUCACCGCCCGGCCGGGGUUGGCCAGCUGCACUUUCAACACCCUGUCCACUGUCAGCCUGAAGGAGAUGCCGGCCGUGGCCCAGGCCAAGCUGGUCACCGUGAAGUCAUCCCGUGCCCAGAGCAAGCGCAAGGCGCCCACCCUCACCCUCCUGAAGGGCUUCAAGAUCUUCUGAGGCCCCUUCCUGGCAGCCCAGGUUGGCCACUGGGGCAGCUGCAGGUUUUAGGGGCUGGCUUUCAAUGCCAGCCCUUCCCACCAGUGGACCAGCGGCCCCCUCCUGCAGCACCCAGCGGCGUCCCCACCCUGUCAGCCAAAGCCACUGCGUGGGGUGCUGUACUGUUGUUCCUGGCAGGCCUUGGUCUCUGUGGUAACCACUGCAUCUAGGACCUGGAGGGAAACAGCCAUUGCCGCAGCCCAGAGACCUGGGGCCUGCAGUAGUAGGGACAAGCUGUGGCGUCCGCUCUGCUGCGGUGACCUGUUCUGCUGCAGCUCUAGCCAGGCUAGCUGCGUCGUGUAGUGGAUGGACAGCUCCCAGAGGUCGACGGGAGAGACGGCCCGGGGUCCUGGCGCCACCUGGUGGGAGGCAGCGGCAGCACAGCUGCCUAGAAGUUGAAGCUCGGCGGUUUUGUCUUCUGACUGCGCCGGAAACCAGGGCAGCAACCCCCUUUGAUGCAUGAAAGAUCUGCUUAAGUUAAUUAUACAAGAAAGCUGGACAGGACAAGGGGCUCCAGGUGGGAGUGUUCCCAGCGCUUUGCCUUUCGGAGAGGGGAGAAGGGCACCUCCAGGGGGCUUUCACCAUGGUUUAGGGUCUUCUCCACACUUUGCUAAGGACUCCAUUUGCACACUCUCAUGACCAGGCUCCUCAAGUCUAAUGAUCGAGGAUGCAGAACACAGUGUACUCCCUACUGAUGGUUCCAGGGCCCAAGACAGCCUACAGAAGGCAGGUCAAGUGCUACCUGGUGGCCGCCAACUGCGCGCUCGCUCACAGAAACUGCCUAAAGUUUAUAGUGUAGUUUGGCAGGACCCACAACCUUCAGAUCUGAGCUUUCCAAGCCCACUUUCUUUCCUUUUUCCAGCACUGGGGAUUGAACCCAGGGCUACAUCCUCACAGUGAUCUCAGAUCUUU